Messenger RNA from Suillus clintonianus, 408 nucleotides. RefSeq lists its product as uncharacterized. The annotation marks the transcript as partial. The record is from RefSeq and is a predicted model, not a curated record. The transcript is spliced from 2 exons. NCBI's taxonomy places the organism in Eukaryota, Fungi, Basidiomycota, Agaricomycetes, Boletales, Suillaceae.
CCAUGAGCCUGGUGCUCCAAGCUCUCGGUUGUUUCUGCACAUCUUCGGCUUUUGAUAGCGAUGUGGGUGGCACGCCUAUAACAGAAGGGAGAGAUGAGGAGCAGCGGGGCUUGAGAGAAAUGCUUGGUCGCCGUCCAUCAGGGAUGAUACAUAACGGAUACGUAUAUUCAGAUAUUCAGGGUACAAUCACAGGCAACAGGAUCUGCGUAUGCAUACAUAUUGUCGAUGGAUGAAUGAAAACCACUCAGAAAUCGAUAUUCAAACUUAAUUACCAUAGUUCCAGGGUCCCGAUGUCCAUUACGAUGCGAACAGAUGCCACGUCUUUUACGCGUGCAAUGAUAUCGUGAUCUGACGCGACCCUCUGGUAUUCACCAUCACGCCGCUGCGCUAGCAAACAUGCAGUGAAAG